GAGCCCCCUUUACGAUCUGGUCGGGAGCAGAGAGUUCCCACUUUUCAUUCAAUUCAAGGUUUUGGUUCUCGCUGCGAUUCUGACUUGUAUCAUUUUCUCAUGCUUUUCCGAUUUGGGAAUUUGAAUGCGAUACAGUUUAUCAGUUGACAUUUUUUUUGUUGUUGCUUACAUCACGUUUGCUAAUUGUUAUGUUUAAUCAUUUGCUAGAACAAUCUUUUAUGGGGUGGGUCUAUUUGAUGUUUGCUUUUCUAAUACUUAAUUCGGUUCGACGUUCUUAGACUGAUUAGUUCUUCCGAUGCAUAUUGACAAUUAGGGUUUUUAUUUGUAGCCCUAAUAAAAUUAAUGUGCUGGAGAAAAUUUUCAUUUUUGUCGUCAAUCAUUAUUAUUAUUUUGUUAAAAUCACUUUUGAUGACAGAGAUGUCAGGCUAUGACAAUGUUGUUGGUGGGAAAUUGAAGCUCAAGGGAAAAGCACUGGAUGUGGCUGGUGGAGUGAAGAAGAAGAAAAAGAAGAACAAAAGAAAUCAAGAUCAAUUUUUGCAAGUCGCUGAAGAUGAAACUACAGCAGGUGGAAAUGAAGAACCAGCCAAAGAUUCUAAUGAUCAAGUUAUAAAUGAUGUGAGCAAAUCGAGCAGUGAAGGAAAAACUGCUGCUCAUUAUGAUGAUCAUCUUACACCAGCAGAGAGGCGAUACAUAGAACAGAGGGAACAACUUGAUGUUCAUCGAUUGGCUAAGAUUGCCAAUAAGUCUCACCGUGAUAGGAUUCAGGAUUUCAACCAAUAUCUCGCAAACAUGAGCGAGCAUUAUGAUAUUCCUAAAGUUGGUCCUGGAUGAUUCGAUGAGGCUUACAAGUAUGAGGGUCAAUCUCAUCCUUUGUAUUUGUUCUGUAAUAUUAAAACCAUCCGCACAGAUAGUUGUUGCACUGCGUAUUGAUGCUUUGUUUUGGACCAAGCUAUAUUUCAGAUGAUAUAUUUGGUUUCUUUCCUGCGGAUGGGGAAGUGAUGUUAUUGCCUUAAAACGAUAACUGCGUAUUUUACUUGAACGUUAUGGGGAGAGGAAGCUCGUUACGCUGCAAGGAAUCUUAAUUGAGAAAGCGAUAACUUCGUGUUUAACACUUAAAAUAUGU
Abrus precatorius (Indian licorice) is the source of this 1123-nucleotide messenger RNA. RefSeq names its product protein FAM32A-like. NCBI's taxonomy places the organism in Eukaryota, Viridiplantae, Streptophyta, Magnoliopsida, Fabales, Fabaceae. Gene Ontology annotation, cellular component: nucleolus. The transcript is spliced from 2 exons. The record is from RefSeq and is a predicted model, not a curated record. The coding region runs from base 343 to 831 and encodes 162 amino acids.